AUGGUGAAGCAUCAACCUCGUAGCACCUUGGUUCUAAGUCUCUGGUGGUUCUUUGGUGUGUUAGCAAUAGUAGUGAUGGGUCAAAGAAACAGUAGUGGUGCAACAACACUUCCAACAAGAGUAGUGAAAGUGGGAGCGGUGCUUGAUGUUGGUGGAGCAAUGGUUGGAAAGAUUGGUUUGAACAGCAUCAGAAUGUGUAUCCAUGAUUUCUAUGUGUCUCAUCCACAUUACAAAACUAGGCUCCAACUCAUUCUAAGGGACUCCCAAAGAGACAUUGUUACUGCUGCUGCUCAAGCUGUGGAUCUUAUAAAGAAUGAGCAAGUGGUAGCUGUGAUAGGACCAAUCACAACAAUGGAAGCCAUGUUUGUGAUCAACCUCGGAGAUAAAGCGCACGUGCCCAUUCUCACGUUCUCAGAAAUGAGCCCUUCUCUCUCAUCACUCCACACCCCAUACUUGUUCCAAAUUGCACAGAAAGAUUAUUAUUUAACUCAAGUCGUGGCCAUAAGCGCCAUUGUUCAAGCUUUUGGGUGGAAACAAGUGGUUCCAAUAUACGUGGACAACGGCUAUGGCGAAGGACUCAUUGCAUCCCUAACCAAUUCAUUUCAGAAAGCAUACAUUCGUGUUCCUUAUCUCAGCGCCAUUGAUUUCUCAGCCACAAAUGAUGCCAUUGAGAGAGAGCUCUACAAGCUCAUGACUAUGCAAACUAGAGUCUUUGUUGUUCACAUGACAUCCCGUCUUGCCUCUCGUCUCUUCGCCAUUGCCAAAGACAUUGGAAUGAUGGAUGAAGGUUAUGUUUGGAUUGUGACUGCUGGAAUUGCUAAUCUUUUUAACUCAUUGGACUCUUCGGUUAUGGAAUCCAUGGAAGGUGUGUUGGGUGUUAGGCCUUAUAUCCCAAGAACAAAACAGCUUCUUGAUUUUAGAGCUCGAUGGAAAAGAGAGUUCUUAAGAGACAAUCCAACACUUGUUGAUGUUAAUUUGGAUGUUUUUGGAAUAUGGGCCUAUGAUGCUACUGCUGCAUUAGCCAUGGCAGUUGAGAAGCUUGACAACACUGUUUUCGGCUUCACUAAUGUGAGCAACAACUCCAGCAACGUGACUGAUCUUGAAAACUUCGGCGUUUCGCGAAACGGCGAGAAGCUGAGGGAAGCUUUAUCAAAUGUUAGAUUCAAAGGUGUUGGUGGUGAGUUCAAAGUAGUGGGUGGUGGGAAGUUAGAAGCAUCACCAUUUGAGAUAGUUAAUGUGAUUGGUAAUAGUGAAAGGAACAUUGGAUUUUGGACACCACAGAAGGGACUAAUCAGAGACAUGGAUGCAGAUAAUUCAACUUCUAAGGAGAAUCUAAGAACAAUUCUAUGGCCAGGGGACUCUUACUCUGUUCCAAAGGGAUGGGAAAUUCCCACAAAUGGUAACAAGUUAAAGAUAGGAGUCCCAGUGAAAGAUAAUGGCUUCUCUGAAUUUGUGAAAGUAAUCCAUGAUCCUAUUACCAAUUCUACAAAGGUCACCGGGUUCUGCAUUGAUGUGUUUAAUGCUGUGGUAGAAGCGUUGCCUUAUGCCCUUCCAUUUGAAUUCAUUCCAUUUGAAAAUUCCAACAACGAGAUGGCAGGAACAUAUGAUGAUUUGAUCACCCAAGUUUAUUAUGAAAAGUUUGAUGCUGUGGUGGGGGACACAACAAUUACGGGAAACAGGUCCAAGUAUGUCGAUUUCACAUUGCCGUACACAGAAUCUGGUGUGACUAUGGUUGUUCCAGUAAGAGACAAUAGAAAGAAGAAUGCAUGGGCCUUCUUGAAGCCAUUGACAUGGGACCUUUGGGUAACAAUAUUUUUUACCUUUGUUUUCAUAGGAUUUGUUGUUUGGGUACUUGAACACCGAAUCAAUGAAUGUUUUAGAGGGCCUACGCCUUAUCAAAUUGGCACUAGCUUGUGGUUUUCCUUCUCAACCAUGGUAUUUUCUCAUCAAGAGAGAGUGGAGAGCAAUUAUGGAAGAUUUGUGGUGAUAGUAUGGGUUUUUGUAGUUCAAAUUCUGGUUCAAAGCUACACUGCAAGUCUUACCUCUCUCUUAACAGUUGAACGACUACGACCAGCAUUUACAGAUGUUCAUCAACUCUUAAAGAAUCGGUUGAAUGUUGGUUAUUUGGAAGGUUCUUUUGUUCAUGAAAUCUUGAAGGAUUUGGGGUUCCAUGAAAACCAGCUUAAGAUAUAUAAAUCUGCAGAAGAAUGCAAUGAUCUCUUCACAAAAGGAAGUGCUAAUGGUGGUAUCGAUGCGGCUUUUGACGAAGUCCCUUACGUGAUGCACCUUCUUGGAACUUAUUGCUCCAAGUAUGCCAUGGUUGAGCCAAGAUUUAAAACUGGUGGCUUUGGCUUUGUGUUUCCAAAAGGGUCACCUCUAGUGGGAGACAUAUCACGUGCAAUCUUGGAUGUGAGUGAAGGAGGUAAAAUGAGAAGAAUUGAGAAUGCAUGGUUGAAUGGAAGCAGUUGUCAAGAUUCAAAUAACAAUGCAGCACAAGUAUCUUCUUCUACAAGCCUAGGACUAGAAAGCUUCUGGGGUCUGUUCUUGGUUGUAGGUAUUUGUUGCUUAUUAGCCCUCGUUAUCUUUUUAGCCACAUUCAUAUAUCAGCAUAGACAUAUUUUGUUAAACCAUAAUCUCCCUGAUGAUAGUAGUUCUAUAAGAACACGCAUUGGAAAGUUGCUAAAUACCUUCCAUGAGAGAGAUCUAAGCUCCCACACUUUCAAGAAAAGUGAUUCAGGCGUAACAACAAGUGUGUCUUCUUGCCCUCCAAUUAGUCCAUCUAGUUACACAGACUCAGGCUUUUCGGCCACUCCAAAUACUCAACACAAACCUACACAAGAACCUCCUGUCAUUACAACAAAAGGGAUACAACCUCUUAUUAAGCCACAUAGAUCCCUCUAG
This is a messenger RNA of Arachis stenosperma, 2901 nucleotides long. RefSeq names its product glutamate receptor 2.8-like. The record is from RefSeq and is a predicted model, not a curated record. The transcript has 5 exons. The coding region runs from base 1 to 2901 and encodes 966 amino acids. Lineage: Eukaryota; Viridiplantae; Streptophyta; Magnoliopsida; Fabales; Fabaceae. Gene Ontology annotation, molecular function: glutamate-gated receptor activity. Gene Ontology annotation, cellular component: plasma membrane.